Owenia fusiformis is the source of this 1130-nucleotide messenger RNA. The record is from the annotation of a GenBank genome assembly. NCBI's taxonomy places the organism in Eukaryota, Metazoa, Annelida, Polychaeta, Sabellida, Oweniidae.
AUGACAGACCACUACGCCAGUAAUGUCAUUGUCGAGCAACCACAUGGCCGGUAUGAUACCUUGGAAUACCCUGAAAUUGGAAUUAUAACUGGUAAAGGAAAGCAUGAAAAAGUUCUUCCAUACAACAAAGAUGCAAGAUAUGAUGGGGCGCCAAAUUGUACAGGUCGUAACGCCCAAAAUAUUAGGAAUGGCGGUACUCGCGAAAAUAAAUAUGUUGAUACUCAAGAUGAUGCAGGUUAUGAUACCAAAGAUGUAAAUGGGAGUAGAAGUCGCUUGAACAUACUGGACGACAUCCAAAAUAUAAAUAGUGCUAUGGAUGAAACACAUGCAUAUGAUAGCGCAUCAUCACCAUGCUCAAUGGGUAUCAGAGGUGAUGGAAAAAUUAAGACUCGUCAACAUGCUUGUACUGAUCAUGAACACGUUGGAGGCAUACCAAACACGCCGGAUAACAUCAUAGUGAGGACUUUUGAAGAUACACCCAAACACAAGACUGACAUGCAAUCGCUAUCACCUGAAUGUGUUCCGGAUAUCACUGUAAGGACGAUGGAAGAACAUGACGCUGAAUUUGUGGGAAGGAUGGAGGUGGAAUCGUUCAAAUCUAAAUACGAAUGGGCAGUGGGAAAAAGCAGGACUGAAGGAGUUGCCAUGAUACUAGAGAAAAACUCACGGAAUAAUGUUGAUGGCUACUGUAGGACUUUCAUUGCUGAAUAUAAGAACAAACCUGCUGGGAUGAUUAUCAUCAAGCUCCAUGGAGACGAAGAAAUCGAUGUGUCGCUAUGUGACCUUUAUGAAAAACUGGGGUGCUAUGGAACAUAUGGGAUGCUAUCUAUGGCAUGUCUUGUGUCAGAGGCUCAUACAGAAUCACAGGAGUGUUACGUAGAGUGUGUAUGUGUACAUGAGGCGUACAGGGGUAAGGGGAUUGGUACACUUCUACUGGAGAGAGCAGAAUAUGAAGCCAAAGCGAAAGGAUGCAGUAAAAUGAGCCUCCAUGUAGCUCAGCGUAACCGUGCAGCAUCUCUCUACCACAGACAAGGGUAUCACAUAGCUCAAAAUGAAGACGGAUUCUUAUGUACAUGGUGUGCCGUUGGUAUAAGGAGAUGGUAUAAAAUGACGAAGAUGGUAUAGGAUCA